UAACUAUGCUUUUGAGGUGGAGCAAUGAAGAUUAUGAACAAUCAUGAUCAGAUACGUCAACAACUUAUGAUAAGGUUUGCCUGUUAAUAAAUUGACUGUGUCAUUAACAUUUAAUUUUUCAGGUGCUGGGUACGCAAGAGUUUGUUUUCACCAGGACCUUGACAAGGGAUAGAGAACAUAGAUAACGUAGGCAAUACUGUGACAGAGGCAAAGCUGAAACAUGGUGAUGUGACUUGAAUAAUGAAACAUGAAUAUGAAGAUUUAAAGGAAAUCUUGCAAGUUCGAAAUACGAAGAAUCAAGGGGCUAAGAGCAGGAAGGAAAAAGAAAACAUGAAAACACAGCAAGAGAAAGGAAAGUAACAGUGUUGGUGUGAUUGCAUGAUCAUGCUCGCACCUGUCAUUCUAGUCAAUGUGUAUAUAAACCAGAUCUAGUCAAAUAAUAAAACAGUCAUCUCAAUACACUCCCAUUGAGAACAUGACAAGUGUUAAGUUGUUGUUGUUGUUCAGUUACUUAGUGAUGUGAAACAAGUUUAGGAAUGAGUGUAUACUAUUGCACAUGCUAUUUUACUUGAUGCAUUUGUUAAUUUAUAAAUUGGCGAUAAUCGCUCAAAAUAUAGCCUUUUUGUGUUCCUCCUUUGGUGACAUACCUUACAGAAUUUAAUGAAGCAUCUGUCACCAACUCUAUCACAGAAAGAGCGCCAGUUUCAUCAAAUAGUGUUUUUUAGACCAAGGAUGAAAAAAGUCAAAAAAGUGUAUACAAAGGUGCAAAGUGCAAAAGGGCACUUACGUGAUAAGAAUUAUUUUUCGCCUUUGGCCAUGACAAUGUAUGCAUGGGCUUAAAGAAGAGAUAUGGAAUGCUCAACUGAAUAUGACUUUAUCACGUUCAGAUAGAUUAUUAGUACAUUCUACUUCAUAAGUAUUUGAAUUUACGCCUUCCGUUGUAGUCAAUAGUAGUGACGCUAAUGAAGCUCUUCUCCUUUUGGUCGGAGGCCUUUCGAAUGAAGAGAAUUACGAAAAAUCCCUUCAUUGUCGUUCACAUACUCGUGGAAAGUGCUAGCCUGAAGGUCAUAUCAGUGUCAAUUGUUAUCCCCCAACAAAUCAGCCAUUUACCUUCCAUCCACUGGUUUGAUCAACUCUGGUCAGAACCACCACCUAAUGCCUAUAUCAUGGAAAAGGCCGAAUCAACUGAUGAGAAUCAUGUAUGGUGUGUGGAUUAAUUCAAUCAGUUGGCCUGGUUCUUGGUAUCAGUUGGAUUAUGGACAAUUCGCCAGCUUUGGGCAUCGAUGUGAAAAAAGAUGGAAGUGAACAUUUGUGGCUCCCAAGAACCCAAAGCGACUGACUCCCUGUCGGGAAGGUUUCCAAACAUGCCCAUGUUCGUUGACAAUUGGCAGCCAAUCAAAUCGGUCCAAUUUGAUGACGUAUGCUCAACCUCGCGUAUCUAUGCCUAGAGCAUCUACAAUGCAGUCUGACUUACUUCAUCAGCUUACAUCCUCCAGAAUUCAGCCAUCUUGGCAGGGUCGACUUGGAACCUGUUAAGUUGUGAACUGGAUUCAAGCCUUCGAAGCAGAGUUGUAAUCAUGCAGAGAUGGGCUAUAGUGAUUAUGCUGUUCUUGGGCGCUUUGUUCAAUUUACCCACGACAUGGUCCAAGCACACCCCUAAGAUUGUUGAGGCAGUUGUUAUAGACGCGGGUUCAAGUCACACCUCGGCCUUGUUAUACCGUUGGAGUUCAGAUCUGAUUAGUGGCACUGGUUUGGUACAGGAAAUGGAACAGAUCUAUUUGGACACGCCUGUGACGUCAUUUGCCGGGGACCCUGGUAAUUUGACCACUUUUAUGCAGGAUUUAAUCAACGACAUGAAAGAUUGGGGUUCGACUUCAAGUGACAUUCCUAUCUACGUCGGAGCCACGGCUGGAAUGCGAAUAUUGCAAGAAUCAAAGCCAGAAGAUGUGGAUGAGAUCCUGGAGGUGAUUGAACGUGUAAUCAAGAACAGUCGUUUUGAAGUGGGCGAUGUGGCAAUCCUGUCAGGAUCGGACGAAAGUCUCUAUAGUUGGUUGUCCGUGAAUGUUUUGUCUCGAGCUAUUCCCGCCUCACCCAAGGGAUCAUCUGGAAAUGAACAAAUUGAAACCGCUGGUGCAUUGGAUAUGGGCGGUGGAUCUCUGGAAGUGGCUUUUAAUUGUGUGGAUGGUUGUGAUCAAGCACAUACGUUGGAUGUGUUUAACCAAACUUUCACAGUAUGGCCUUCAAUGGCAAGUUGCUACGGUAUAAGGGAGGCCAUGGGUCGGUAUACGGCCUUGACUAUCUAUCAAGCUUUUAAGAGAGGCGAAAACUUGACUGGCGUCGACAUUCACAACCCAUGUGCAAAUGAACAUAGCCAAUUGAGGGAUAAAUGGUUGGGGGAUUUUUCCACUAUAAAAUCCAACAUUUUUACCAACAACUGCACAAAAAUUAUUGACGCCGAAUUUUCUGACUGGCUCGUCUCAAUACCUGAUGGUUUGGAAUUUCACUUUCAUGAUUCUUACGACGAGCACAAGUGCGACCAAGUUUUGGAACCUUUGACCAACUUCAGUGCAUGCCGGGAAAUAUUUGGACAGGAAUGCCUCAACCCAUCAGGAUUAUCAUUACCAAAUGAUACCUUCUAUGGAUUCUCGUCUUUCUACCACAGUUUUAGAAAACCACUGAAUCUUGAAAAAUCGACAGAUUACGCCACAGCCAUGCACAAAAUCAAAGAGGUGUGUCAAGAACCUCAAAGUUGUGACACGUGUUCCAAGACAGACUGUUUUGAAGUGUCGUACGUUUUUAAGAUCUUGACAGAUGGGCUCAGUUUUAACAAAGACACCUUUGGUCAUCUUCAAUUCGUUGAUGAAAUCAAAGGAAGUCAAGUUUCGUGGACCCUAGGAUACGCUACUAUGCGUUCCCAGGAACCUCUAGACGAAAGUCGAAAUAUCACACUGAUAUCACAAUGUUUCUUCCCAUGGAUGAUUUUAAUUUGUGUAAUGUGUAUACUCUUCCACCUUACAUAUUGUUUUUUACCUCUAUGCUCUUUAUGUUGACUUCAAAGCUGCGAAAAUGGGAACCAAGCAAAUUAACGUUUUAUAAUUAAAAUAUGCAAGAAAACUUGAGUUGCAUUCGGCUGGAUGCUCUUGGGUAUUGGGAGAUUAAAUUGUUUUUGCUUGUGGUGUUAAAGCUCUCCAGCCCACCUUGGCGGGGAUAUUUCUUUUCGUGAGUAAAAAUUUAUCGUUGAGGGAAGAUGAUCAAGAAAAGCCUGGUGUAUUAUCUGAGGCAGUCCCAAGAUGCGCAUGUCUUCUAAUGGUAGUAACUGAUGAUGCUUAAAAAGUACACUAGUGUGGUAAUAUUAUGAACCUCUGCCUUCCCGCCAAUAUGUUCAUAGUACCUAUGCUCUCCACACUCGCUCCUGUACCUUCCUCGCCACCUAUUUAAGCUUUACACUUUCAAACAACAGUCAUUUUCUUCCCAACUCAUCCACCUCUUAAACAAUAAACUUCAUGAUACCCUCAACAAAUUGAUUUGUGUUGAGAGAGCAAUUUUGCUUUGUUGAUCCGAUUGCCCGUUCAUGCAUCAUUGUUGAAAUACCUUUGUUUGUACCCUGCCCAACAAUCUCUAAUCCGCAGCCAUGAAUACUACGAAUAAAACCGUUGUGCAAUAGUUUUUAACACCGA
Messenger RNA from Tigriopus californicus, 3677 nucleotides. RefSeq names its product ectonucleoside triphosphate diphosphohydrolase 1-like. The transcript has 3 exons. Gene Ontology annotation, biological process: nucleoside diphosphate catabolic process. The record is from RefSeq and is a predicted model, not a curated record. Gene Ontology annotation, molecular function: GDP phosphatase activity; UDP phosphatase activity. Gene Ontology annotation, cellular component: plasma membrane. NCBI's taxonomy places the organism in Eukaryota, Metazoa, Arthropoda, Copepoda, Harpacticoida, Harpacticidae. The coding region runs from base 1578 to 3050 and encodes 490 amino acids.